Cynocephalus volans (Philippine flying lemur) is the source of this 2005-nucleotide messenger RNA. RefSeq names its product solute carrier family 30 member 4 (gene SLC30A4). The transcript has 8 exons. Bases 189 to 1478 code for a protein of 429 amino acids. Gene Ontology annotation, molecular function: zinc ion transmembrane transporter activity. The record is from RefSeq and is a predicted model, not a curated record. Gene Ontology annotation, biological process: response to zinc ion; zinc ion transmembrane transport. Gene Ontology annotation, cellular component: plasma membrane. NCBI's taxonomy places the organism in Eukaryota, Metazoa, Chordata, Mammalia, Dermoptera, Cynocephalidae.
CCGGGCCGAGCUGCGCGAGCCGGCCCCACCGAGCCGGCCGGGGGCGGAGAGAUGAGCGGCCGCCCCGCGGCAGCGCCCCAGGAUGGGGAGGGACGCGCGGCACUGCCCUCGGGAACCGGCGCUCCCGUGAAGUAGGAGCCGCAGACCGCCCGCCCGCCUUUCCGCGCCGCGGCCGCUCAGCCUCUGCCAUGGCCGGCUCUGGCGCGUGGAAGCGCUUCAAAUCUCUGCUGAGGAAGGAUGAUGCGCCGCUGUUUCUGAAUGACACCAGCGCCUUUGACUUCUCCGAUGAGGUGGGGGACGAGGGGCUUUCUAGGUUUAACAAACUUCGAGUUGUGGUGGCCGAUGAUGGUUCCGAAACCCGGGAAAGGCCUAUAAACGGGGCGCACUCGGCCCUCCAGGCCGACGAUGAUUCCUUACUGGACCAGGACUUAAAUUUGACCAACAGUCAGCUGAGUUUGAAGGUGGACCCCUGUGACAACUGCAGCAAACAGAAAGAGUUACUGAAGCAGAGAAAGGUGAAAACCAGGUUGACCAUUGCUGCCGUUCUUUAUUUGCUUUUCAUGAUUGGAGAACUUGUAGGUGGAUACAUUGCAAAUAGCCUAGCAAUCAUGACAGAUGCACUUCAUAUGUUAACUGACCUAAGUGCCAUCAUACUUACCCUGCUUGCUUUGUGGCUGUCUUCAAAAUCACCAACCAAGAGAUUCACCUUUGGAUUUCAUCGCUUAGAGGUUUUGUCAGCUAUGAUUAGUGUGCUGUUAGUGUAUAUACUUAUGGGAUUCCUCUUAUAUGAAGCUGUGCAAAGAACUAUCCAUAUGAACUACGAAAUAAAUGGAGAUAUAAUGCUCAUCACCGCAGCUGUUGGAGUUGCAGUUAACGUAAUAAUGGGGUUUCUGUUGAAACAGUCUGGUCACCAUCACUCCCAUUCCCACUCCCUGCCUUCAAAUUCUCCUACCAUAGGUUCUGGGUAUGGACAUGGACAUGGGCAGGAUAGCCUGGCAGUGAGAGCUGCAUUUGUACAUGCCUUGGGGGAUUUGGUACAGAGUGUUGGUGUGCUAAUAGCUGCAUACAUCAUACGAUUCAAGCCAGAAUACAAGAUUGCUGAUCCCAUCUGUACAUAUAUAUUUUCAUUACUUGUGGCUUUUACAACAUUUCGCAUCAUAUGGGACACAGUAGUUAUAAUACUGGAAGGUGUACCAAGCCAUUUGAAUGUAGAUUGUAUCAAAGAAGCCUUGAUGAAAAUAGAAGAUGUAUAUUCAGUGGAAGAUUUAAAUAUCUGGUCUCUCACUUCAGGAAAAUCUACUGCCAUAGUUCAUAUACAGCUAAUUCCUGGAAGUUCAUCUAAAUGGGAGGAAGUACAGUCAAAAGCAAAACAUUUAUUAUUGAACACAUUUGGCAUGUAUAAAUGUACUGUUCAGCUUCAGAGUUACAGGCAAGAAGUGGACAGAACUUGUGCAAAUUGUCAGAGUUCCAGUCCCUAAUUUUAUAUAUUUUGGGGACUACUGCCUUAUUUACCCUGUAGUCACAGACUUGAGAGCAAUAAAUGCAAACCUAAAUGAGAAAAUGGAAUCCCUGACAGCUGUGUCCAUAUCAAGCACCAGUCUCUCAAAACAGUCACUCCAGCCUGACAGUGCUAGUCUCCAUUUAAUGGUAAAAUGAGACUUCACCAUGAUUUUCAGAUGAAGAUGUUUCCAAAACAGUUUACAGUAUGAGAUGUGACUCUACAGAUACCUCAUAGAAGACAAUCCAAGACCAUACUUCAUUAAUUUGACAGAGUACAUGUCUUAAAGAAAGAAUUAAGAAUUCAUUAUUUGCUUUUAAUAAUACUUUUAAAGGCCAUUUUAUAUCAAGCCAGUACUGGAAAACUGAAUUUUUUUAUUAUGUCAUCUUGGCACCUAGUUUCUGGAAUUGCUGCUCUCUUUUUACAGAAAUUAUUCCUCAACAGAUUUCAGAAAGUACUAAUAAUUAUCCAGAGAAUGGAAUAAGCAUGUAUUCCCAAGUGUUUCAG